Diatraea saccharalis (sugarcane borer) is the source of this 1924-nucleotide messenger RNA. Lineage: Eukaryota; Metazoa; Arthropoda; Insecta; Lepidoptera; Crambidae. The record is from the annotation of a GenBank genome assembly.
GUGUUGUAGUAUGUUAUUUCGUUUUUAAGGAUCGGAUCGCUUCCUUUUCUUGUUUUUUUAGGAUCUAAAACGCAUCUAUAAAUUUUGAGAGAAAUCAUUGCCAAACGGGAUUAUGACAAACGAAUUGGAUUUGCGACUUGUUGUAAAACAUAUUGCAAACGGUACGCUUGGUGAAAAUUUGUGUAGAAUUUGUUUACUGCCACUAACAGAUCUUUAUGAAAAUAUAUUUACUAAGAUCUGUAAAGAAAACGAAGAAAUCUGCAUAGCGGAUAUUUUAAAAGAGAUAUGUAAUAUUCAGUUUUCAGACAGUGAUCACUUUAAUGUUUGCUCCGUCUGUGUUAUAUCUACAUGGAAUGCCUAUAAAUUAUAUUUACACAUUAGGCGUAACGACGAACUCCUUAACUUUUAUGCUGAUAAUUUGUUGUAUAAUCUUGAUGCUCUAGAUUCAGUAAAUACAUUGAAAAAUGAAAAUAUGUUUAUUUCACUACCAGUUAUAUCACCGGCCAUACCUUAUUUAGACUGUGAUGUGACCAAAAUAUGUGUAAAAAAGAAUGAGUUGAUAACAGAGAAUGAUGAUACCAAAAAUAGGGAAGAUAUAAAGAAACCACUGAUUACCGAAAGUAAAAAAGUAAACAUGGAAGUUAGUAAAGAAUUAUUAAAAAAUAUGAGUGAAAAGUCAAAUGAAAAACUGGUGAAAACUGAACAAGAUGAUGAUGAUGAUGACAUUGUUAUAAUUAUGAAUGAAAGAGGUCAACCAUCAUUUUUUAAGAUGCUAUCCAAUGGAGAUAUGGUGGAAAUAGAAUAUGAUGAUAGAUGUCGUAAUGCUUAUAGAGUCAUAAUGGAAGAGAUGCCUAGAAAAAGAGUUCAUAAGAAAAAAAGGGAGCCAAUGACAUGGAAACAAUGUACUAAAUGUCCAAUAAAAUACAGAUUUGUGGCUAAAUUAAGAGAGCACAUGUGGCACGAACAUGGAAUUUUGCUGUACUCAUGUAAAAUCUGCAAAGCACUCAUGGAAGAAGAAGAUGAAUAUCAAUUCCAUAUGAGCACACACACAAAUGAAUAUCAGUGUGAAAAAUGUAAUAUUGUGUUCAAAAAACGUGAUACAAUAAUAUCACAUUUGGCACUACAUAACAAGAGAGGUAAAAGACAUCAGAAUACAAAUUAUGUGUGUAAAGAAUGUGGUAAAAUAAUGAAAGAUGAAGAAAGUUGGAAAAUACAUAUUGAAGAACACAAUCUCAAGGAGUAUACAUGUUAUUACUGCGGUCGAAUGUACAAGAAAGAGAUUGGAUUUAAUAAUCAUAUAAGGAAACAUGAGAUGUACAUGAAAUUAAAAGAAAUCAGGCAGAAACAAGGAGAGAAGCGUUCCAUCCAAUUAGAAAAGCAAAAGCUGGAGAAGCAGAUGGCAGAGCAGAAGCAAUCCAAAGAGUUCACAUGCGAAGUGUGCGGGCGCACCAUACUCAGCGAACGCGCUCUAUUGUGGCAUCGCCGGUUACAUACUAACGAACGUCCAUUUACUUGUAAGACUUGCGGACGUGGAUUCGUGUCGUCCAAUCGUUGUAAGCAGCACGCUUUGUGCGCUCACACGACCCCCAAGCUGCGCUGUCCGCUGUGUCCAGCGCUGUUCCAUAUGCGCUCUAUGGUCAACUCUCACAUCAAGAAGGUACACUUGAAGUCUCACAAGCGUCGCACUCGUACCGUUCGUCAGCAUCAGGUAUUCUGGCAAACGGAGACUGUUCCUAUACAAGAGCUGAGCGUAGCAAUACAGAGCGAUAUUAUAGAAUUACAGGCGGCUAAUAAGACCGCCACUGACGAUGGGAUGUUUGUAGAUUAAUGAAGAGAAUUAGACGGUAUUAGUUUUUAUUGUGAUUUUAUAAAUAUUGUUAAUGAGUUAUAUAAUUUAAUCAUGAAAUAAAAUUUAGUUUAACGC